AUGCAGCGUAUGAUGCAGUCUGGUAUUGUUCCAGUGUUUUCAGGUCGGCUGCUGAAGUUCGGAGCGAGAACAGUCGGCUGAUACGUUUAAACUAUAGCAAGAAGAGAUAUUAAUUUCGUAAUAACUACUGAAGUAAAUCGUACUGGGGGAAGUAAAAUAUUUAUCUCUGUCUCGCCGCUGUCGGCACGGGGAAGAGAAGCACUCUUUGGAGGUGAACGGAGGUUUGUAGCGUUUAUUUUGAAGCACGUCUACAGUAUGUAUUGCAGAUAUGGCAAGAAGGGGUAAGACCGUUGUGAGGACCCUGGAGGAUUUAACUCUUGAUUCUGGUUAUGGUGGAGCGGCGGACUCCUUCAGGUCGUCUAGCUUGUCUUUGUGCUGUUCAGACACGCAUCUGCCGUACGCACAUGGAGGGAAUUGCUGGCAUCUAACGGACUCCAUGCACAGUCGACACAACAGCUUGGACACGGUCAACACCGUUCUGGUUGAAGACACCGAGAUCCUGGAGUGCUCCGGCCAGUGCGCGAAGCUGCCCGAGCUUGAGGACGUACCUUGGAGCCUCGGGGAGGUGGAGAGCGCUCUGCGGAAAGAGGAAGAGCUCCAAGCCGGGACGCCGUCGCAGGAAAUCCUGGCGAAGCUCUCCGCGCUGGUCAGCCGCGCUCUGGUUCGGAUCGCCAGGGAAGCGCAGCGCCUGAGCUUGCGCUAUGCCAAGUGCACCAAGUAUGAGAUCCAGAGUGCCAUCAAGGUGGUUCUGUCCUGGACCUUGUCCGUCAACUGCAUCACCGCCGCGUUGAGCGCGCUGUCGCUCUACAACAUGAGCACGGGGGAUAAGUUCAGCCGCGGAAAGUCGGCCCGCUGCGGGCUCAUAUUUUCCGUGGGGAAGUUCUUCAAGUGGAUGGUUGACAGUCGGAUGGCGCUGAGGGUCCACGAGCACGCGGCGAUCUACCUCACCGCCUGCAUGGAGAGCCUUUUCAGAGAGGUGUUCACCCGCGUGCUGCGCAGCGCGCUGGUCGAGAAGGACAACGGGAUUCCGAAGUUUACUGUUGAGUCUUUGGAGCAAGCGAUCAACAACGACUCCGAGAUCUGGGGUCUGCUGCAGCCGUACCAGCAUCUCAUUUGUGGCAAGAAUGCAAGUGGAGCGCUGAGCCUGCCGGAGAGCCUCAGCCUGCACCGGGACCAGCAGAGAGCCGGCAGGCCCGGGGAUGGGCCCGUGUACAGCCAAUCAGAGCUGCGCACCAUCGAGCAGUCCCUGCUGGCCACCCGCGUGGGGAGCAUCGCUGAGCUCAGUGACCUGGUGUCGCGCGCGAUGCACCAGCUGCAGCCGCUGCACAUUCAGAGCCCCAGUAACGGGACUCCGCUGCACCAGAAGCCCCCGACGGUGCACUGGGAGCCCGAGGCGCUCUACACGCUCUGCUACUUCAUGCACUGCCCCCAGAUGGAGUGGGAGAACCCCAACGUGGAGCCUUCCAAGGUCACGCUGCAGACCGAGAGGCCGUUCCUGGUACUGCCGCCGCUGAUGGAGUGGAUCCGCGCGGCGGUGGCGCAUGCGGAGCACCGGCGCAGCUUCUCUGUGGACAGCGACGACGUGCGGCAGGCCGCCCGCCUGCUCCUGCCGGGGGUGGACUGUGAGCCGCGCCAGCUCAGGACGGACGACUGCUUCAGCGCUUCGCGCAAGCUGGAUGCCGCGUCCACGGAGGCCAAGUUCCUGCAGGACCUGGGGUUCCGCAUGCUGAACUGCGGCCGCACCGACCUGGUGAAGCAGGCCGUCAGCCUGCUGGGGCCCGACGGCAUCAACAGCAUGAGCGAACAGGGGAUGACCCCGCUCAUGUACGCGUGCGUGCGAGGAGAUGAGGCCAUGGUGCAGAUGCUGCUGGAUGCGGGAGCGGGCAUCAACAGUGAGGUGCCAAACACAGUACACAAGUACCCCUCAGUUUAUCCCGAAACGCGCCAGGGGACCCCUCUCACAUUCGCUGUGUUACACGGACACGUCCCUGUCGUGCAGCUGCUACUGGACGCCCGGGCCAAUGUGGAGGGCUCUUUGCAGGACGGGGCUGAGAACUACUCCGAAACUCCUCUACAGUUAGCCUCCGCUGCAGGGAACUUUGAGCUGGUGAGCCUGCUGCUGGAGAGGGGGGCCGACCCCAUGAUCGGGACCAUGUACCGAAACGGCAUCUCCAGCGCCCCCCAGGGGGACAUGAACUCCUUCAGCCUGGCAGCCGCACACGGACACAGGAACGUGUUCCGGAAGCUGCUGUCCCAGGCGGAGAAGGGGAAGGGGGACGUGCUGUCCCUGGAGGAGAUCCUGGCCGAGGGCUCCGAGCUGGGGGGCGCACGCCCCCCCCAGCUCGACACGGCCCGCACAGGCAAGGCCAAACUGCGAGCCCUGCGAGAGGCCAUGUACCACAGCGCCGAGCAUGGCCACGUGGACAUCACCAUCGACAUCCGCAGCCUGGGUGUGCCCUGGACGCUGCACACCUGGCUGGAGUCCCUGCGCACCUGCUUCCUGCAGCACCGCCGGCCUCUGAUCCAGGGCCUGCUGAAGGAGUUCAGCUGCAUCCAGGAGGAGGAGUACACCGAGGAGCUCAUCACCCACGGCCUGCCCCUGCUCUUCCAGAUCCUCCAGGCCAGCAAGAACGAGGUGAUCAGCCAGCAGCUCUCAGUGAUCUUCACCCAGUGCUACGGGCCCUACCCUAUUCCAAAGCUGACCGAAAUUAAGAGGAAGCAGACGUCCCGUUUAGAUCCCCACUUCCUGAACAACAAGGAGAUGUCUGACGUGACCUUCCUGGUGGAGGGGAAGCCUUUCUACGCCCACAAGGUUCUGCUCUUUACCGCCUCCAACAGGUUUAAGCUGCUCCUCUCAAACAGACCUGCUGCGGAAAACACCUGCAUUGAAAUCAGCCACGUCAAGUACAACAUAUUCCAGCUGGUGAUGCAGUAUCUGUACUGUGGAGGAACAGAAUCACUGCACAUUAGGAACACAGAGAUUAUGGAGCUUCUUUCUGCUGCUAAAUUCUUCCAACUGGAAGCCCUCCAGAGACACUGUGAGAUCAUCUGCUCCAAGAACAUCAACACUGAGACCUGUGUGGAGAUAUACAACCACGCCAAGUUCCUGGGGGCGAGUGAGCUUGCGGCCUAUAUUGAAGGCUACUUCCUGAAGAACAUGGUGGUGCUGAUUGAGGUGGAGGCCUUCAAACAGCUGCUGUACGACAUCCCGGUGGAGGCGCCCGUGACCAGCGUCCUGCAGGACCUGGAGAAGACCCUGGCCACCCGCAUCCAGUCCAUACACCUGUCCUCCUCCAAGGGCUCCAUAGUGUGAGCUGGAGCCCGGACCCGGACCGGCCGGAACCGGAUUGGAGCUGAGCUGGAGCUGGAGCUGGAGCCAGACCGACGCACAGCAUUCCCACAGCCGACCCAUCUCCUCCAGGGACACAUGCAUUCCGCAGACCCCAGUAGCGCCCAUGCACUGGUGCGGGAAUGCUGUAGGAAUGUUGUGGGAAUGCUAUGGGAACGCUGUGGGAAUGCUAUGCAGCUCAGAUCGGCUAUGAAAAAAAAAACACAGAACUCUUAUCCAUUUGCUUCCUGAUCUGUCGCCAAGGCAUAUUCCAAACGAUCCCCAUCAGGCCACGAGACCAUCCGCUUGGCUGUGUACUCGGUCGACAUCUUCUGUUUUUUGUUCGUUUUGUUAAUCUGUUUGUUUUCAUUGUUUAUACUGUAUUGCCAGUGUUUCAGUGGCGUUUUACUUCAUGGAGAUUGGCCAAACUAACAAUAUGCAGAACUGGUACAUGCUAAUCAAAGUCAUGUAUCGAGUCAGUGACAUAAAUGUCUAAACUUCACCAAUUGGUGGAGGAGCUGUUGCUGGCGAGUGACUGGAGGGCCUCAACACGGACUGCAAAGAUGUUUUUUUUAAUUGCCUGUUGUAAAACGGUUGGGGUGCCCCUGCAGAGAAGAGUUCCUGAUUGACAGGAAGCAGGGAAAAGUUAUCGGACUGAAGUUUUUUUCUGCACGAGUCCACAGUAGCCAGUUUUUAGCAGCUGUGACCAUGUUGUGUCCUGACUCUUUUGACACCUCAGUGUGACAUCAUACCCACUCUUUGUGACAUCACAGUGCAUGUGAAAACUUUUGAUACCUUUUAUCCUGCUCAGCCAAUUCAUUUCUCAGCUUAAGCCCAUUCUUUCCCACUGUGGUUACACAGAUGACUGUCAGAGACUCCUGGGAACAUUCAGCAUGCUGUACUCUCUUACUGUUAAUUCUGGGAGGUUGCUGAGGCUCCUUAGCACCUCUUUGUGACGUAUUAAUUUGCCUGAGUAGGUAAAGAUGCCAAACAUUGUACAAGACAUUGCUAACCUGCUUGCUUGGCUGUGGUGAAAAUUGUGUCCAAGUGAACAGCACGCUCCUGUAUCCCCCAUUUUGUUUUAGAGUACUGGCACCAUGCGUCCGUGUUUUAACCCCCCCCCCCCCCCAAAGCUGAGCUAGCGUACAGUGUGCCACGCACAGUAGCCCUCUGAUGGUGGAAGCCCUCCACAUUUUAGGCUUCUUUGCGGCAGGAUCCAGAGUUAUAACCCAGCAGGUUUUACUCUCAUGCACUAAGCGUUCCCCAGAUCAGUCUCUGAGUUCAGUGUGCCAGUUUCCUGUAGUUUCGCUGUGUCACGUGUACUCAGACACCUUCAGCGCGCAGGGCUGUCCGUGUGAGGAAGGCUGGGCCCUUUAUAAUAUUUAUAAAGCAGGGGCUCAGAUGCAGAGGGACCCCACCUGAGAGGAGUGUGACCCAGCGCCAGCGGGAAGGAGGUGUAAAUAUUUGGUAUAAAUCAGAAGCGUGGUUCCUGUGAGCUCACCUGUACAUACGCGCCUGCUUCCUGCUUCCUGGUUGCUGAUGCUGCUGCUGUACAAAGCUGUGCUCUCACCCUGCGCCAGACCCCCACUGGAUGUUACCUGUGUGAUCUUUGCUCGUCUGUUUCUAGAUUUGUCCGUCUGUCAGCCAUACCAAUUCUGAGAAGGUGGCGUAAUGCUGUCUAUUAAAAAAGAAAAAAAAGAAACAGUCUUGGUACUGCCAACAUGAGUCCCUCUCUGUCUCAGCACAGCAUGAACUCCAGAUGUUUAGAGGGGCCCCUGACUCACUUGGACGGGCUGUGUGGAUUAAUGCUGUGAUGAUCAUCGUUUCCAGACAUUGUGAACUCACAUGUAGAUAACUGUAUGAUAUGUAUGACUGAAUAUGUAUGUCCACUAUAUAGAUACCAUAUAUUUAUAUCUGUUUCCAUGGAAAUCCCAAUCUUAUAUAUAUAAAACAUUGUGGGGUGUCUUGAAUUGCAAAUUACAAGAAUAUAAAAGAAGUUUUGAGCAACA
Anguilla anguilla (European eel) is the source of this 5337-nucleotide messenger RNA. RefSeq names its product BTB (POZ) domain containing 11b (gene abtb3b). The transcript is spliced from 17 exons. Bases 269 to 3313 code for a protein of 1014 amino acids. NCBI's taxonomy places the organism in Eukaryota, Metazoa, Chordata, Actinopteri, Anguilliformes, Anguillidae. The record is from RefSeq and is a predicted model, not a curated record. Gene Ontology annotation, molecular function: protein heterodimerization activity.